UUAAAAGGUAUUUGUAAAAAUAGGAAUUUUGCCAGAUCCUUGAAAAGCUGAUCAAUUUUCAUCGAAGGUGUUGAUUGGUACUUCAAUUUUAAUAUAAAAAUCUGUAAACCGAUCAGUCUAGCUGUAGUCUGGUUCCACUUGUUUGAAGUCAGAAGGCUGUGGCUUUGUAACCUGGGCUCCUAUGCAAACAUUCUUCUUGUCCUGUGAGUAAAUGAAACCCAGAAUGAAUCAAACCACACCUAAAGUUUCAGGAAGUUGUGCUCAGAGAGGAGAGGCUAUUCUCUCAAAUUCUUCCUUGGCUGAAGCAAAAACAAUUUCAACAGAAUAAAGGGAAUACCAGAUUUUCCUCGAGUCCUUGUUCCGUGUAGGAUUCCCUGUGAACCAAAAGAAAGGAGUCGGUGUGGUGUGGAGCUUAGUAGCUACUUUAAGUCACACCAGAGGCCAUUGGGUUUUUAUCAGCAGUCGGAGUCUUUGUUGUCUUGUUGGCAGUUCUCUUCCUCUUCAUCAACAAAAAACUGUGCUUUGAAAAAAUUGGUGGACUCCCAUGUCUUGAACUGAAGCAGAAAAAGAAGCGGGUACGAGAAAAAGCUGGAAUCCACAGGGGCCUUGCUCACAACAACCUAACUGUGGCAUGUUGACAAAUUAAAACAUCUGGACCACUUAAUGAUCAAGUGUUGUGCAUUCCAUUAUUCAUGGCUUCUGAAGAAAUUCCGAAGAAGGGUCCGUUCACACAGUCCUUCUCUGUUUGGAUGUCGCAGAUAUCUGAAUCAGUCCAACAAACUGGGAGCUCCAUUUCCAACACCUUUCUAAAUCUUCGACAAGGUGCAUCUAAUCAAGCACCAAACUCUGAGGUGUCAAACUCCUCAACAAAAGCAGAGCAAGAGGAUCAGAAGCAAGACCGAGCCCUGAAAACAGAUUCAGUUUUGGGUGAUGAUUCUCUGGGCAAAAAAUACACAGAAGGUGAUUUAGAGACAGCAACUGUUGAAAGAUUGGAACCUUUGGAAUAUCAAGCUGCUGAAGUGGGAUUCCAUCAUGAUGAAGGUGCAAUUCAUAGACUUCGGUUUGAUGCUCAUGAUUUACAAGAAGAAGACUUAGGACAAGACACCUCAGCUUCAUAUAAUGGGAUAGAUUCAGAACGUGCAACUGUCGUAAAAGCCAUUAUAUAUAGCAAUGAGGAUUUUUAUGAUGAUGAAUCUUUAAAUUAUCUGACUGCUAUUCCUGAAGAAACAGAAGACUUGAAUAAUCAGGUCGGACCUGACCCCAAUGUGAAGUGUGAAGCAGAUUAUGAGAAAACUGAUACGAAACUUCAGGCAGUGAACAGUUAUGGGGAUGAUGAGGAACUGACUACAUCCACAGACAGCGAUGAGGAAGUGAUCAAACAGUUUGAAUUCUCUGUGUCAAGGUCCCAGAGUUUCCGUUCUACAGUGUCAGAGAAGGCGGGUUUAGAGCGUAGGCAGAAAUUUAAUCGUUUACCUUCGAAUCAUGAAGAGUACAGCACAGAGGCCUCUGAAGUCGAAGAUAUAGAUAAACGACAUCAGUUUAGCAUCCAAGAUAAUUGUUUUUAUCACGAAGAUAAGUUGUCUGUGGGUUCAGGCACUGCAUCUGAGGGUGGAGCAGGUCAUCAGAAGACUUCAGAUGAAGCAGCUGGAACUCUGGGCAAGGAUCAUGGGAAACAGCGAACUGAAGAGGGAGGCCCCGAUCAAGAGACCAACUUCGAUAAUCAGGCCUAUGAAGGAAAUGACCAAACAGAUAGUUCAUCAGCAUGGAGUCCAGAGGAGGCAGACGGAAAGCCAACAGCUCCUCAGCAACAGGGCCCGCCGGAACCAAUUUCAAAAUGUGGAGACCUGUACCUCACAUUCAAUUACAAACCGUCCAACCACAAACUGGCAGUUACGAUAGUUACAGCUAAAAACAUCCCAGAUAAGGACCGCAGUGGGGCUAAUUUAUGGCAGGUACAUGCUGUCCUCCUUCCUGGCAAGAAGCAACGUUCAAAAACCAACGUUCAGCGAGGACCUACACCAGUCUUCAAUGAGACUUUUAGGUUUAACAAGUUGGAGCCGGAGGAGCUGCAUAAUUAUGCUGUCCGAUUCCGCCUGUAUGCAGUGAGGAAGAUGAACCGAGUGAGAAUGAUGGGGGAGAAGCUGUUUUAUCUCAGGAAUCUGAACCAAGAGGGAGAAAUGGAAGUGUCACUACUUCUGGAGCCAAGGAGUAACAUGACUAGUGGAGAUUCACAGAUCAGCCUGUCUGCCAUCUCUCACAGCGACAGUGCUUCAUCUACACAAUCGCUUUCACAUGGCGGAACUCCAGAACUACUAGUUGGAUUAUCUUACAAUGCCACAACAGGAAGACUUUCUGUUGAAGUAAUCAAAGGCAGUCACUUCCGAAACUUGGCUCUGAACAGACCGCCUGACACAUAUGCGAAACUCUCUCUCCUUAACUCAGUCGGACAGGAGAUGUCUCGGUGCAAGACAUCCAUUCGGCGUGGUCAGCCCAACCCGGUUUACAAGGAGACUUUCAUCUUUCAGGUUGCUCUUUUCCAGCUGUCUGAAGUCACAUUAAUGAUCUCAAUAUAUAACCGACGUAGUAUGAAGCGUAAGGAAAUGAUUGGAUGGAUUUCCAUGGGUCAAAACAGCAGCGGCGAUGAGGAACAAAAUCAUUGGUUGGAGAUGAAAGAAUCCAAGAGCUAUCAAGUCUGUAGAUGGCACACAUUACUGGAAUCUUAAACAUAAACAGUCCUUUAUUUAGCUGUAUUUCGUGGCCUUUUAUCCAGACAUUUAGAAUAUUUUGACCUGUGCAACUGGCUUCUUUCGUACUACAAUAUUCAAUUCUUUCUUAAAAUCUCAAAAUAGUCAAAUCAUUCAAGAAUUUGUUUUGUAAAACAAACAGCAGACAGCUUAUCUAGCAUGAGAAAUUCUUACAGGGAUUUAACAGCUAUUUACGUUAGCUAAGUGGAGGAGAAUUAUUGUGCCAUGCUGAUAUAAUAUUAACAACGACGACAAAUCAGUAUUUAGGAUGAGUGCGUAGUACAAAAGAAUCACUGUUGCUAUAGAUAUAAGUGCACAGCACAUUAACUCUAACUGGUCAAUAUUUAGUGCUGCACCAUGCAUGCAGAAAUGAUUUGGCUUUUUCAGCAUUUUCUUCCUACUAAAGAGCUUCCUUUGGUGAUAACUACAACCACAGAAUAAUACUGCUUAAAAACACCUCAUCAAUAAUAUUACAGUAUAGUGUCUAAAAUCUGGCUGUCCAAAAGGCGGAAUUUUAUGGUCCCGCUGAAGUUGAUGGGCUUUUGAAUGGCUUGCCACAUCUUACGGUGUAUUUAAGACCGAGAUAGAUAGGUUCUUGAUUGGUAAGGGGAUCAAAGUUUACGGGGAGAAGGUGGAAGAAUGUGGAUGAGAAACCUAUCGGCCAUGAUUGAAUGGCGGAGCAGACUCGAUAGGCCGAAUAGCCUAAUUUCUGCUCUUAUGGUCUUAUGGCCCCUCCCCGCCCGAAUUGUCUGAAAACCGAACAUUUUUAGAAUGCGCCAUGAUUCAAGUUUAACUGAGUAAAAAAAAAUUUUAAAAUUUACCAGGACAAUUCGGCUAGGUGUUCCAUUGGCAAGGUGUGGCACCUUACUAGUUAUUCCCAUCGUUGCCUGCACGCCUGUCUAUUCCAGUCCUCCGAGUGACCCUUGACCUCACCUCACCUGGCUUGACCCGAAUUAUCUGACCUGAAAUUCGGCAUGGCCUCAGUCUCGAGGUUGCAGGUUUUCAGACACUGCACCCGUACAUUAAAGAAAACGAACAGUACCGUUCAAAGAAUCAGUAAAUAAAAGGGCCCAAUAAAAAAGAUUCAUACCGCAAACCCCAAAGGGCAUUACUGAAAGGAGCCUUGAAGUGGGUUUGAAUUAUUACAAGGUCCCCGUGUAAGGAUGAGUACAUCAUUACCUGUCACCUAGAGCAACCUUCCACAAAUUGUAUGUUACUUGAGGUUGUCCCUGUCAGUAUAUAUUUGACUUUUUUAAGCCUUUGGUGAUUCAGCCCCCAGAACCAGAUGAACACUGUUGCACUUGGCAUCGUGGUUCAUUUGAAAGCAAAAUAUGACUCUGGGGAUGGAUUUCUAAAAUAAGAAUAGCCAAAUAAAUCCAUCGGAUGCUUCUCAUUUUCUGAGCAUGUGCAACUAGCAACUUAUAAAAUUGCCCAUCUACAUUGCACUUUCUUCCUCAGGUCAUCUGGAAAGGCCAAAUUGGUUUGUUUAAUGAAGAGACCAGCUAUGGAAGUGCUUAAAUCUAGUAGGGGAAACACAAUCCAUUUUGGAAUGUUUGGUGAUUUAGCUGCAUAUGCCUUUGCCCAAUACAAGACUAUUAAGUAUGCACUGAAAAUAAAAUGUCUUUGGGAAUGGCUUAACCUUGCACUAAUAGAUUUUUUUUCGAAACAGUUAUAUUUGGUAAAUUACUCUCACAAAAAGUACAGUUUCUCAUCAUUUGUAGAAUGCUGCACCACAGAAACAGAUCAUUUGAACCAUCAGUUGUGCAUCCAGUGUUCUUCUCCAUAGAAACCCUAGUCCAAACAUUCUCCUGCUUACUCCCAUAUUUUUUCUACCCCUUUUCUUCAAGCAAUUAUCUAAUUCCCUUUUUUAAAAUAAUUUAUGGAGGAAAGUUCAAGAUGCUCCACUGCAGUUACAGCAGUUGAUUGAUAGAAUCCCUGGUGGAAUUCACCCCAUAUUUUUUUCUUUUCUUCCAUUUUCUUUCUUCCCUCUUCAUUUUCCAAGUCCCUAGGAUGCAAAUGCAUUUUGUGAGGUAGAUUUCUGAUCUACCAAUUCUUCCUAUUAGUUGAUCCAAUGAUGCCCACAUACCAUCAAAAACAAAUUAUCCCUCUGCCAUGUUGUGGCUCAAUUGGUUGCACUCAUGCUACUAAGUGAAAAGGUUGUUGGUUUUAGGCCCACUCCAGGACACUUCAGUGAGGUACUGCCCUGUCAGAGGUGUUGACCUUUGAUGAGAUGCCAAAUCGAAAUCCCUGCCCUUUUAGGUAGAUAUAUAAGAUCCCAAGUCACUAUUACUGUGACGAGCACUGAAAUUAUCCCUAGUGUCCAAUAUUUAUCCCUCAAUCAACAUCAUAAAAACAAAUUAUUUGAGCAUUAUCACGUUGCUGUUUGUGGGAGUUUGCUGUGUGCAAAUUGGCUGCCAUAUUUCCUAUAUUACAACAGUGACUACACUUCAAAAUCACUUCAUUGACUGUAAAGCACUUUGGAAAGUUCAGUGAUUAUGAAAUGUGUUAUAUAAAUGCACACCAUUCUUUAUUACAGCCUUUGCUUCUAUCCAACUCCGUUAUUUUUCUAUCCAAUUUUCUCUUUUUUUCCCCUUGUUAGCUUUCUGCUCUUCCUGUCUUUCUAUUCUACUGUCCCUCUCUUUCCCUGUGUCAGUCAUGCAAUUUCUUUUGCAUCUUAAUUUUUUUUCCAUGACCUUUUUCUAAAAUAAAAGCUGCAUUAUUGGACCUGGGAUUGCAGUGCUGGCAAAUAAUACUUGCAUUUCUGCAAGCAGCUACAACAUGCAUGGAUGGGAAGAAACCUGGGCCUUGGAGAUUGCAAGGCUGGAACUUGGGCCUGAGUUGAGAGGCAGUGGGGACUGAGUAUAGUAUGGCAGUUGCCUAGUUUACUUCACCUGACCACUUCGACUCUGAGCCAUAUUACUUGCUUUGUUUAUUUUCUGUUACCUGGUGGGGCUAUUUCUUGGCUCUAGGAUGGAGGCUGCAGAACAGGAUGGGCUGGGAGCAUCAGGAUCAGUUAACAGAAACCAAUUUAGCUGCGUUUCCUGUGGGUCAUUUGUUUAUGAAAUUGGUCAACAAAAUCAACAUAUCAGAUAGAAACAUGGAUAUGUGUGUGUCAGUGUUGUGACAUUAUUCACAGAGGGAUGUGGUAGAAGUACAAAGUGAAUGGAUAUCAUUGAAGUGCUUUGAUUGGUGAACCAUUCAGUGUAAUUGCACAGUGAAUAUAAUUUUAUUUUUCUUCCUAA
This is a messenger RNA of Carcharodon carcharias (great white shark), 5986 nucleotides long. Its product is annotated as synaptotagmin-16-like. Lineage: Eukaryota; Metazoa; Chordata; Chondrichthyes; Lamniformes; Lamnidae. The transcript is spliced from 8 exons. The record is from RefSeq and is a predicted model, not a curated record. The coding region runs from base 693 to 2723 and encodes 676 amino acids.